AUGGCAACUCAAGAAAAAUUACAAAUAUAUUCUAGAAAUCCAUCAGAUGAAUAUCAAUAUCUUCAAAAAUCUACAUUACCUACAUUACAUUUUCAAAAAGGUCUCUUGAGAUUACCCAUACCUGACCUUGAAAAAACAUGCCAAAGAUAUUUGAAUGCAUUAAAACCAUUAUUAAAUGCCAACGAUUGGGAAAAAGUUAACAAUAAGGUUCAAAUUUUUAAAAGCACAGUUGGAAAAGAUUUACACGAUGCUUUAGUAUUAAAAGAUAAAAACAAUCAGCAUACAAGUUACAUAUCAGAACCUUGGUUCGACAUGUAUUUAAAAGAUAGAAGUCCGCUUCCGUUAAAUUACAAUCCUGCCAUAGUUUUAAAUCGAUCAAUUCAUAACGAUUCCGAAUCGCAAUUGUGCAAAGCGACAAAUUUAACAAUAUCUUCUCUGAGGUUUUUGAAAUCGUUAAGGGCAAAUAAACUUGUUCCAGAAAUAUAUCAUUUAAAUCCUGAAAAAACAGAUACUGCUCUAUAUAAUAAUUGUAUGGCACUUUUACCGCCUAAAAUUGCUUUAUAUGCUUCAUAUUUCAUGAAGGCUUAUCCUUUAGACAUGUCACAAUAUUCUAGUUUGUUUAACAGUACAAGAAUUCCCAAAGUGAAAAAAGAUAUUUUAGUUAAAAAUGAAUCAGGGAGACACAUUCUAGUUUUAAGAAAUGGACAUUUUUUUAAAGUUAAUGUUAUAGAUGAUAACGGUGAGACUGUUUCACCAGAAGACAUUUAUACUUGUUUUAAAUACAUAUUGGAUCAAAAUUUAGAUGGGAAUGAAAAUUCAAUUGGAAUAUUAACAACUGAAAAUCGAGAUGUUUGGGCAAAAGCGAGAGAACAUUUGUUAUCUAUUAAUCCUGAUAAUAGUCAUUCGAUUGAUGCAAUAGAUUCGGCAUUGUUUGUUGUUUGUUUAGAUGACGUUUACGUGAAUGAUAAUGUUGAUAAAACAAUGAGAACGUAUCUUCACGGUGACGGUUUAAACAGAUGGUUUGACAAAUCGUUUAGUCUCAUCGUAUCGAAAGAUGGUAUGGCAGCCAUUAAUUUUGAACACAGUUGGGGUGAUGGAGUUGCCGUUUUACGUUACAUUAAAGAUAUAUUUAAAGAUCAUAACGAAAAUCCAUUCGUGUAUUAUUCUACGAAAGUUGUAAAUAUCGAUUUAGACAGAUAUGUAAAAAAACUCGAUUUCAAUUUGGAUGAAAAGUCAUUGAGUGACGUAAGGAAUGCAAAAGAAAAAUUUGAUAAGGUUGUUGGCUCUUUAGGAUUAAACGUCGUUCAACAGGAAAAUUUAGGAAGGAAAAAUUGCGGCGCGUUAGAUUUAUCACCGGAUGCCGUGUUGCAACUUUCAUUUCAAGUUGCACAUCACAAAGCAUACAAUAAAUUUGUGUCGACAUACGAAUCUUGCAGCACGGCAGGAUUCAAACAUGGAAGAACGGAAACGAUAAGGCCGUGCACGGAAGCGACGAAAGAAUUUGCAAUAAAAUUUAAUAGUAAUAAUCGUCCGAGUAAAAACGAAUUGUUGAACAUGAUGAAACAUUGUUCGGAAGUUCAUAAAACAUUGACGAAAGAAGCUCUCAUGGGUCAAGGUUUCGACAGGCAUUUAUUCGGAUUGAAAAACAUUUCCGAAGAAUCCGGAUCACCUCUUCCGGAUCUUUUCAAAGACGAUGCAUACAAACUCAUAAAUUAUAACGUUCUUUCGACGAGCACUCUCGCUGAUAAAGCCAUUAAACUGGGUGGAUUCGGUCCUGUCGUACCCGAUGGAUUUGGAAUCGGGUAA
Molecule: messenger RNA, 1806 nt
Organism: Pediculus humanus corporis (human body louse)
Lineage: Eukaryota; Metazoa; Arthropoda; Insecta; Psocodea; Pediculidae
Product: carnitine O-palmitoyltransferase 2, putative
Exons: 10
Coding region: 1-1806 (601 amino acids)
Biological process (GO): fatty acid beta-oxidation
Cellular component (GO): mitochondrion
Molecular function (GO): carnitine O-palmitoyltransferase activity
Source: RefSeq, a predicted model, not a curated record